Molecule: messenger RNA, 672 nt
Organism: Funneliformis caledonium
Lineage: Eukaryota; Fungi; Glomeromycota; Glomeromycetes; Glomerales; Glomeraceae
Source: the annotation of a GenBank genome assembly
AUGAAAGAAUUAAUGUUUCUAUUCUAUGUAAUUACAUUUCUUGAAUAUUCAAUUGUCUGUUUAAUAGAAAUUGCGGAAGGGGAAUUUCGUAUUCGACUUGAACCCGAAGAACCAGAUAGUACAGCACCGCUGACUUUAGCUUUACAUAUAAAAUAUACACCAACUUAUCCGGAAGAAGUUCCGGAAAUAUCAAUCGAUACACUAGAUGGAUCUAUUGAGGCUGAUGAAACUGAGAAAUUACAUUCAGAACUGAUGAAAGAGGCACAAAGUUCAUUAGGAAUGGCGAUGGUAUUCACAUUAUCAUCAUUGCUUAAAGAUUUGCUAACAACAUUUGUGAUGGAAAGAAAUAAUCGGAAAAAGAAAGACGAAGAAGAUCGAAUUAGAAGAGAAAUUGAGAUAGAACAAGCCAAAUUUCAGGGAACAAAGGUCACAGUUGCAUCAUUUUUGGAAUGGAAGGAAAUGUUUGAUAAAAAAUUAGCGGAAAAGGAGAAGGCUUCUAAAAAUUUAUUAGCUAUAAAGAAAGAAGAAGCCAAAAAAUUAAAACUUACAGAUGAAUCUCUUGCUAAUUCAGAUAUGAAGUAUAUCGAAGAGGGAGAUGUUACAGUGGACGUUUCAUUAUUUGAAAGGGAGGUUGAUAUGAGCGAUGAAGAUGAGGAAGAUACUAGUGAAUGA